CUCCCCCUCGUCAGGACUGUGCAUGUUUGUUUAAAAAUUAAAGGCAAUGUCGGAUAAAAAAUCUGUCUCGACGCCAUUUCAAUGUUGCAGAAUCUUGUUUAAGUUUCUGCUGGUUAUGGUUAUUAUCAGUAAUGUGGCGAUAACUGUAACAGCUUUGACAGAGCAAGAAGGAACCCCAGGUAGGGAAUGGGGUUUGGGGCCUCUGGUGAAGAGAGGAGAAAGAAAAUCAGUAGUUUCAACUGAAAAUGGGGAGGUCUCUUCAGUCAGAGUGGCUGAUGGAAUCGCCGGCUCCUAUCAUCUUCAGUUCAUCACAUUGGAGCCCAAUUCUCUCUUCCUUCCUGUUGUUCUACAUGCAGAUAUGGUCUUCUAUGUCCACACUGGGUCGGGAAGGCUGACUUGGAUGGAUGAAACUGAAGAGAAGUCAGUGGAUUUAAGAAUUGGAGAUGUUUUCAGGCUACCUUUUGGAACUAUUUUCUUCAUAGAGAGCAACUUAGAGCCUGCGCGACAGAAACUUAGAGUUUAUUCCAUCUUUGCCAAUUCAGGGGAUGAUUUGCGCGAGCCAUCGUCCGGACCAUACUCCAGCAUCCGUGAUAUGGUUCUUGGCUUCGAUAGGAAAGUUCUCCAGGCGGCAUUUCAUGUACCGGAGGAUGUGAUAGAUGAAGUGUUGAAUGGGACAGAAGUACCAGCCAUCAUACAUGGUGUGCCCAAGACAACAAAAAAGACCCUGUGGGAAAUGGAGGCUCAAUUCAUGAAAAGCCUACUAGGAAGGGGCGGUCACAAUUUCUUUGACUCCCAAAGCAAUAAAAAGAAGACUGAAUUGUUCAACAUUUUCAAAGAGAAACCAGAUUUUGAGAAUUGCAAUGGCUGGAGCACUGUAAUAACACGGAAAAAAUUACCCGCAUUAAAGGGUUCCCACAUUGGUAUUUAUGUAGUGAACUUGACCAAGGGAUCAAUGAUGGGGCCACACUGGAAUCCAACGGCAACUGAAAUAGGAAUAGCAUUGCAAGGAGAAGGAAUGGUAAGGGUAGUUUGCUCAAGCACUGGAACAGAGCAGGGGUGCAAAAACAUGAGGUUUAAGGUGGAAGAAGGAGAUGUAUUUGCAGUACCAAGGUUUCAUCCUAUGGCUCAAAUGGCUUUCAACAACAACUCAUUUGUCUUUCUUGGGUUUAGUACAACUACAAAGAGACAUCAUCCUCAGUACCUAACAGGGAAGGCUUCAGUCCUCCGAACACUGGAUAGGCAAAUCUUGGUAGCUUCCUUUAAUGUGACUAACACAACAAUGGAUCGGAUUCUGGAGGCACAGGGUGAGUCAGUCAUACUAGAGUGUACAUCUUGUGCUGAAGAAGAAGUGAGAUUAAUGGAGGAAGAAAGGAGGAGGGCAGAGGAGGAAGCUAGAAGAAGGGAAGAAGAGGAGGCGAGGCAGAGGGAGGAAGAAAGGAGGAGGGAAGAAGAGGAAGCUAGAAGGAAGGAAGAGGAAGAAGCAAGGAAGGCUGAAGAAGAAAGAAGAGAGAGAGAGGCAGAAGAAGCAAGAAGACGAGAAGAGGAGGCAGCAAAGGAGAAAGAGGAACAAAGGAGGAGACAAGAGGAAGAAGCCAGGAGAAAGGAAGAGGAGGAAGCCAGGAGGCAAGAAGAAGAAAUCAGGAGGAGACAAGAAGAGGAGGAAGCUAGGAAGAGAGAGGAGGAAGAAGCAGCUAAAAGGCAACAGGAGGAAGCAGCUGAGAGAGAGGCAGAAGAAGCAAGGAGAAGAGAAGAGGAAGAGGCAGCUAGAAGGCAGCAGGAGGAAGAAGCACAAAGGGAGGCAGAGGAAGCAAGAAGGAGAGAGGAAGAAGCAGAGAGGAGGAGGGAGGAGCAAGCGCAGAGAGAGGCGGAGGAAGCAAGGAGAAGAGAAGAGGAAGCAGCAGCUAGGAGGAGACAGGAACAAGAGGAAGCAGAAAGGGAAAGACAAGCAGAGGAAGCCAGGAGGGAGGAAAAGGAAACAAGGAGACAUGAAGAAGAAGAGGAGGAGGAGGAAGCGAGGAGAGGAGAGAGGGGAGAGGAGGAGGAGGAGGAGGAAGGAGGAAGAAGAGAGGAGGAGGAGGCAAGAGAGGCUGAGAGAAGAAGGCAAGAGGAAGCUGAGAGACAGGAAGAAGCAGCUAGGAGACAGGAAGAAGAAAUGGAAAGAAGGCAUCAAGAAGAAGAAGAAACCGAGGAAGAGGAGCAGGGUCCAUAUGCACGGAGGAGGAAAAGAACAUUCCUUAAAACAGCAUGAACAUGACCCGGUUGUCUCCUUGGUGGUGUCAUUCAAAAAAUCGCCAGUAGUUCGUUGAUGUGGUGUUGAGUGCAUACUUUUUCAAUAUAAGCAAUUCUGUGCCUUUUGUUGUUCCAUUUUGAGGCUUAUGUAGUAUAUAUUUGAUCAUGUAAUCGUGAAUAUUUCAAUAAAAGGUAACUUUUCCUUAGAUAA
This is a messenger RNA of Nicotiana attenuata, 2440 nucleotides long. RefSeq names its product vicilin-like seed storage protein At2g18540. Bases 47 to 2248 code for a protein of 733 amino acids. NCBI's taxonomy places the organism in Eukaryota, Viridiplantae, Streptophyta, Magnoliopsida, Solanales, Solanaceae. The transcript has 4 exons. The record is from RefSeq and is a predicted model, not a curated record.